Messenger RNA from Procambarus clarkii (red swamp crayfish), 984 nucleotides. RefSeq names its product P-selectin glycoprotein ligand 1-like. The record is from RefSeq and is a predicted model, not a curated record. NCBI's taxonomy places the organism in Eukaryota, Metazoa, Arthropoda, Malacostraca, Decapoda, Cambaridae.
AUGGGUCGAGUUGAGGCUCCGGGUGCUCUCACGGGGAACACUGAGGCUCCGGGUGCUCUCACGGGGAACACUGAGGCUCCAGGUGCUCUCACGGGGAACACUGAGGCUCCGGGUGCUCUCACGGGGAACACUGAGGCUCCGAGUGCUCUCACGGGGAACACUGAGGCUCCGGGUGCUCUCACGGGGAACACUGAGGCUCCGGGUGCUCUCAUGGGGAACACUGAGGCUCCGGGUGCUCUCACGGGGAACACUGAGGCUCCGGGUGCUCUCACGGGGAACACUGAGGCUCCGGGUGCUCUCACGGGGAACACUGAGGCUCCGGGUGCUCUCACGGGGAACACUGAGGCUCCGAGUGCUCUCACGGGGAACACUGAGGCUCCGGGUGCUCUCACGGGGAACACUGAGGCUCCGGGUGCUCUCAUGGGGAACACUGAGGCUCCGGGUGCUCUCACGGGGAACACUGAGGCUCCGGGUGCUCUCACGGGGAACACUGAGGCUCCGGGUGCUCUCACGGGGAACACUGAGGCUCCGGGUGCUCUCACGGGGAACACUGAGGCUCCGGGUGCUCUCACGGGGAACACUGAGGCUCCGGGAGCUCUCACGGGGAACACUGAGGCUCCGGGUGCUCUCACGGGGAACACUGAGGCUCCAGGUGCUCUCACGGGGAACACUGAGGCUCCGGGUGCUCUCACGGGGAACACUGAGGCUCCGGGUGCUCUCACGGGGAACACUGAGGCUCCAGGUGCUCUCACGGGGAACACUGAGGCUCCAGGUGCUCUCACGGGGAACACUGAGGCUCCGGGUGCUCUCACGGGGAACACUGAGGCUCCGGGUGCUCUCACGGGGAACACUGAGGCUCCGGACUCUCACCCUGGGAUGCUGUGCGGCGGAGAUGAGGGCCCCGGGAAGAUGUUGCCUCCGCAGCAUCCCCAGGCGAGUGAUCUCCCAGCGUUUAUGAUGCCAGAACUGUCAGGUGGUGGCUGA